Messenger RNA from Ceratotherium simum simum (southern white rhinoceros), 2396 nucleotides. NCBI's taxonomy places the organism in Eukaryota, Metazoa, Chordata, Mammalia, Perissodactyla, Rhinocerotidae. The record is from RefSeq and is a predicted model, not a curated record.
AGGAAGGAAUGAGGCAGAAGGAAGAAAGGAAGGCAGGAAAGAAGGAAUGAAUAAGUCAAGCAAAGAUAUUGGAGGUCAAUUCAUUUAUCUAUCCAUCCAUUCAUUAAUUCAACAAACAACUCUCGAGUUCCCGUCAGGUCCCAUUCCAGGCAUUAAGGACACAAUUAGCAAGCUCAAGUGACUGGUGACUGACUCUCAGCAUUUCCAGCCUGAAAUAAGGCUGUGAGCCACGACAAGGCAGAAAUGAUUUUCGUCAGCUGAGGCCAGAGCUGGCUGCAGGGCACACCCUGCUCACUGACCGCCGACCACCGGCGGGGACACCGACAACGCAACCCUAAGCUUCCUGACAGAGGUGUUAAUCCUGAGGGUCUGAUACCGCCUCCUGCCCACUGCGGUCCUAUCUUUCAGGAUGAUCCCCAAGGAGCAGAAGGGGCCCGUGAUGGCUGCCACGGGGGACCUCGCUGGACCAGUCCCUCUGCUGGACCUGGGCAAGAAGCUGAGCGUGCCCCAGGACCUGAUGAUGGAGGAGCUCUCGCUCCGCAACAACCGAGGGUCCCUCCUCUUCCAGAAGAGGCAGCGCCGUGUGCAGAAAUUCACCUUUGAGUUUGCAGCCGGCCAGCGGGCGAUCGUGGCUGGAAGCGCCAAGGGGAAGGUGACUGGAGCGGCAGAGCCCGGGACGGUUGCCAACGGCCCCGAAGGGCAGAACUACCGCUCGGAGCUCCACAUCCUCCCGGCCUCGUCCGGGGGUCCCAAGGACGCCCAGCCCGCAGCCUCCCGGGCGGAGACCGCCCGCAGCCCCAGCGCCCUGGCGCCAGGCUACGCGGAGCCACUGAAGGGCGUCCCGCCGGAGAAGUUCAACCGCACGGCCAUCCCCAAGGGCUACCGCUGCCCGUGGCAAGAGUUCAUCAGCUACCGGGACUACCAGAGCGACGGCCCACGUCACACCCCCAGCCCGGCCGAGUAUCGGAAUUUCAACAAGACCCCGGUGCCCUUCGGAGGGCCCCUGGUGGGGGAGGCCGUUCCCAGGGCGGGCACUCCCUUCAUCCCGGAGCUCGCCAGUGGCCUGGAACUCCUCAGCCUGAGACCCAGCUUCAACAGAGUGGCCCGGGGCUGGGUCCGCAACCUCCCGGAGUCCGAGGAGCUGUAGCCCCAGCCUGAAUCUUCAAUUCCCCAGUCUCAGAGUUCGGGUAACAUCUGGAGGCAAGACUUACGGACGGCACUUCACAUACAAAACCCACUGCAAAUGGCCUCAAAGGCCGCAAAGUUCAGUAGUCCCCAAACGUGGUGUGCUUCAAAAUUACCUGGGGAUGUUAUUUUUAACACAAAUCUCUGUCCCGCCCCAGACAUGCAGUGUCAGAAAGCCCUGAGCUGGGGAGGCUCUGAGGAGCACCAGUACUCCCAGGUGAUUCCAGUGUCCUGGUCUGUGUCUUUAGGAAGCCCAAGCACCGCUGAAUCACAUCCUGCCUCCACUCCGCCCUGCUCCUGCGCUCCAGCUUACAAUCCCCAGUGACUGCGAGCUCACUGGCUGCCCAUCUGCCUGUGAAUAACUCUGAUCAUGAGAAAGGUUUUCGUUUUUCUGAGCUGCAGUUGGUCUUUAUCUACUCAUGCUGUAAACAUUUACAAAGCACCUACUGUGUGCUAGAUGCUGUGCCAGCCCCAGGAAGAGUGUGUGGUGAAUAAGCCCAGGCCCUGGCCUAGAGGAGGAGAAGACAGAUUUGUAAAGCAGGAGAUCUUAAUUUUUCCCUAAAGCAUGCUAACUGACAAUUGAGGAACAAAGCCCCACGAGGCAGAGGAGGGGGCCUCUCACCCUGGGUGUGGGGUGGGAUUCUGGGAAGCUUCCCAGAGGACUUGAGUGGGACCUCAGGGGAGGAGUGAGUCCAUCAAGGGAAGAGGGUGUGAUGGGGAGGGCAUUGCUGGCGAGCGGACCAGCCCAUGCAAAGGUGCAGAACUGUCAUAGGUGCAGGGUGUUCUGGAGAAGGGAGAGGGCAAUGUUAGAGGAGCCAGCGACUCCUCAGAGGGCACAAGUGGGGCGGGGCUGUACUAAGGAAAUGGGGGAGGUUCUUCAGCUGGGGAGGGAGGUUGCCAUGUGAGGCACAGAUUGGAAAGGAAUAAGGCCAGGAGCCAGGAAGCCUUCAAGGAACAAGGCCUGGACUAGGGAGGUGGCCAUGGGGACGGGAAGAAGGGGCACCCCUGUGGGCACCUUACAGGACAGGUGCAAAGUGGGGCGCUUCUAAGGACUCCUUCUUUCCACCUCCUUCCGCUCACCAUUCUGAGCAGGCCCCAGGGUAGAUCUUGUCCUGGUCCCUGCAGGAGUAGCUCGGGGCUCUACUCCGGCUCACUAGGAAGAGGAGAGAAAGGAAUGCCUCUUAGUUCAAGUGAUGGUGAUGGUGAUGGUG